Molecule: messenger RNA, 2362 nt
Organism: Oncorhynchus mykiss (rainbow trout)
Lineage: Eukaryota; Metazoa; Chordata; Actinopteri; Salmoniformes; Salmonidae
Product: septin-5
Molecular function (GO): GTP binding
Source: RefSeq, a predicted model, not a curated record
ACUGUAGCCCAUCGUGAACGCGGGCGCGCGACCUUGUCCAGCUGUUUUUGCAACCAAGAUGACGAGCAACACCAGGUACAAGAGCCGAGCACUCAGAUCAGAGGAUGGAAGAGAGGAGAAGGAGUAUGUGGGGUUUGCCACCCUCCCCAACCAGGUCCACAGGAAGUCAGUCAAGAAGGGGUUUGACUUCACCCUCAUGGUGGCAGGAGAGUCUGGUCUGGGUAAAUCUACUCUGGUCAACAGCCUUUUCCUCACAGACCUGCACAAGGACAGGAAACUCCUCAAUGCUGAGGAGCGUAUCAGUCAGACAGUGGAGAUCACUAAGCACACGGUGGACAUAGAGGAAAAAGGAGUUAAACUGAAACUGACCAUCGUAGACACACCAGGGUUUGGAGACGCAGUCAACAACACUGAGUGUUGGAGGCCAAUCACAGAUUACAUUGACCAGCAGUUUGAGCAGUACUUCAGAGAUGAGAGUGGACUGAACAGGAAGAAUAUCCAGGACAACAGAGUCCACUGCUGCCUCUACUUCAUACCCCCCUUUGGACACGGGCUUCGUCCAGUAGAUAUAGAGUUUAUGAAGGCUCUGCAGGACAAGGUCAACGUGGUUCCUCUCAUCUCUAAAUCUGACUGCCUUACUCCCAACGAGAUCAGGAAACUUAAAGACCGGGUCCGUGAGGAGAUAGAUAAGUUUGGGAUAAAGGUGUACCAGUUCCCAGACUGCGACUCUGAUGAGGAUGAGGAGGCCAAACAGAAGGACAGAGAACUCAAGGAGAGCACUCCGUUUGCUGUGAUCGGCAGUAACAUGGUGGUGGAGACCAGAGGUCAGAAGGUCAGAGGGAGACUCUACCCCUGGGGCAUCGUAGAGGUGGAGAACCAGUCUCACUGUGACUUUGUGAAGCUGAGGACCAUGCUGAUCAGGACCCACAUGCAUGACCUGAAGGACAUCACCUGUGACUGUCACUAUGAGAACUACAGGGCUCAUUGUAUACACACCAUGACCAGUAAAAUGAAUACAGAUAACCGUGUGGAGAGCCCGAUUCCCAUCCUACCCUUGUCCACCCCAGACGUGGAGACAGAGAAACUCAUCAAGAUGAAGGACGAGGAGUUGAGGAGGAUGCAGGAGAUGCUUCAGAAGAUGCAGCAGCAGAUGCAGCAUGAGCAAGACCUGUGAGCCCUGACCCCUAACCUCUCACUCCUGACCUCUCACCUCUCUCUUCUCACCUAAUGAUAUGUGGAACGACUAACACAGGGUCAAUCACGUGCUGGCCAAUCACACUGCAACCUCACUCCAACUGAAACAGUACAAUUCUAUCUGGAUGUUCUGAAAUAUUACACUCUCUUCUCAAUAAUGUGCAUCCCUAACAGAGACACUGGACACAGGGUAAAACCAACACCAAACACUCUGGAUGGGCCACACACCCUACACUGGAUAAACACUUUUAAACAGGGACAAACAUUUUGUCAACGAUUUGUUGGUGUUGUGAAACCCCCCCCCCAAAAACGAUGCUUUGUUGGAUGCAGUCAGAAGCCAAGACUAUAGCCAAGCUUUAUAGCAUUAUAGUAGAUUUGCACCUUAGAUUGCAGUUGGUGUCCAAGCUUGUUUUUGUAUUUAAGGGAAGUAGUUUGGUACUGAAUUAGACUGUUUAUGAUUAUUGUUGAAUAUGUAUUUUGCACUCUACUGGCUCACACAGUUAAAAUGUGUGUGUGUGCAUGUGUGUGCGUGUGUGUGUGUAUAUUUUUGUGUGUGUGAGAUAAGGAGAGAGUGUCUCUAAGUCAGCAUUGACAUAGAGACAGGCCACAGUGUCAUUUCCUGUCCAACAGAAGUUAUGAGACAAACCAAAGUUUUGAGAGAUUCUCAAAUCUUCUUGUCCCUUUGCUCCGUUGACAGACUAGCUUCUGUCUCUGAGGGUUCUCUUAUGGAACAAGGGCAACGUGUUGCAGCACCAUCAAUGUUCUGAGAGUCUACUGAAGAUUCUAGGAGAUAAACACAUUAGAUCAAAUUUCACUUGAGAAGAUUAGAUUACAUCCUGGAAAAUACUGUGUGUGUGUGUGUGUGUGUGUGUGUGUGUGUGUGUGUGUGUGUGUGUGUGUGUGUGUGUGUGUGUGUGUGUGUGUGUGUGUGUGUGUGUGUGUGUGUGUGUGUGUGUGUGUGUGUGUGUGUGUGUGUGUGUGUGUGGAUAUGUGUAUGUGUGCACCUGUGUGUUAAUGUGGUGUUGAUUAGCCUGUAUGAUGGUCCAUCCCGUUGUAGUACGUAACAUAGAUGAAUAGAUCUCUCAGCAUGGUCAAGGUUGUGUCCACACAGACACGGUGAUGUCUCACACUGGUGCAUAUCACUCAAUAAAAGCCCACUGUUGUACCU